Molecule: messenger RNA, 1617 nt
Organism: Closterium sp. Yama58-4
Lineage: Eukaryota; Viridiplantae; Streptophyta; Zygnematophyceae; Desmidiales; Closteriaceae
Source: the annotation of a GenBank genome assembly
AUGUCUGCUGCAGUAAUUGCGGCGUCACCUGCUUCGGCGGGUUGCGCCAGAGUUAGUUUACAUACCGCUGGCUCCAUGGCCGCGAUUCGCUUACCGCAGGGGGCUCUCAUGCCGCCCAGGCUGGGACCUUCUAGCGCGUUUUUAACUUCAUCGCGCUUCCCAUCAUGCAACCGAAAGUCGUCAUCUUUCAAGCCUCACUCCAUUCUCCAGGCGAUAGCGCCCCACGCGCAGUCGCAGGCGAGCGUCGCAACGGUCGUCGACCAAUCACGGAACAGCAGCGACGACGGGAAUGUCAACGACGGGAGUUUCGGCGAGUCGGAGUUGGAGGCGCGGCGGAAUCAGUGGGAGGCGGAGCGGCUGCGGCUGAUCAAAGACGCGACGGCCGCGGCGGUGUCGUCGUACGAGGAGCGCAUCGCGCGGAUCGAGGUGGAUCAGACGGCUGAGAUUGCGACGAUGCGACGCGUGGCGGAGAUCGAAGGGCAGGUCAUGCGACGACAAUCGCAGGAAAUGUCGGGAUUGAGGGAGGAAAUCGAGGCGCUGACAAACGAGUUGGUUCUGACGAAAGAGGUCACCGAGCACGUGAUGAAGCAGCGCAGCCGCCGCGAGGAGGAGCUUGCGGAGAUUAAAGCGCAGAUCGCGGCGCAGGUUAAGAAGCUGGAGCGGAGGCGGGUAGAGGUGGAGGAGGAAAGGGCGAAGCUGAAGGCGGAGGUUGCGCGGGUGGAGGCGGAGGAGGAGGAGGCGGAGGAGGAGAGGCGCGCGGAGGAGUGGGCGCGGCUGCAGGGGGAUGUGAGUAGAGCGGAGGAGCUACAAAGGAGGGAGCAGGAGGAAGGGGAAGUGCGGGAGGGGCGAGGGUACCAGGCAGGGGAAGCAGCUGGGUCAGAGACGGCUGUUUGGCUUUCUGCUGCUUUGGAGGGGAUGAAGACUGAGAGGGAGCAGCACCAGCCAGAAGUUGCAACAGCCAUGGCAACCGCAGCAGAGCUCUCAGGCCGUGUCGCUUCCUUCGAGUCUUCCUUACUGGAAACCCGCCGAGCCAUCGAAACCACCAGAGCCUCUCUCUUUCAGGCCAAACUCCGGGCAGAAGAAAAAUCUGCAGUUGUGCGGGAGCUUCGCUCGCAGCUGGAGAAGGUGGAGCAGGAACGGGAAUCGGUCGACGUGGAAAGUUUUCGGGAGCUGACCGCACAGUUGGCUGAUGCGAGGAGGAUUUUGGAAGAAGAGGAUCGGCAGCAGAAGGAAAUGGCGGCGCUGCUCGGGAGAAUGACGAAGGAAAUUCCAGGCUUGGAAAUGCAGCUGGCUGAGGUUCGGGAAGCCCUGGCAGAGGAGAGGAAGGCUCGGGAGCAAGAGGUUGGGAACCUGCGAGAGUCAGUGGCGGUGGCACGGGCCGAUGCCGCAGAGGCUCGGGUUAGAUUGGUUCGUGCCGAGGCUCCUCUGGUUGCAGCUUUGGAGGAGGUGCGGAGACGGCACAAGGAGGAGGUUCGGGAGCUGGAGGCAAGAUUGGAGAAGCUAGUGGUUCGGGAGAUCGGGGCGAGGCGGCUACAGGGUCUUCAAGAACAGGUUGAUGACUACAUGGCUCAGAUUAAGAAGGUAGAUCAAGCUAUAGAGCGUGUUGUUUCAAGGUAA